GAGGUUGCCCAUGUGCACGUGCGUUAUGAGCUGGUUAAUGUUUAUGAGGUUCUGCACUGAAAGUCGGAGUGUUUUAUCCAAACGCAGACACUUUCUUCUGUCUGCAGCUAAAAUGGCCACAGACUCACACUGGUUGAGUGCAGCAGAAAGAGAGCAUGUUCUGAUGGAGUUGAAGGCAACAGGAUGGGUGGAGCUGGAGGAGCGAGAUGCACUAUACAAAGAGCUGCACUUCAAAACUUUUAAUCAGGCAUUUGGCUUCAUGUCUCGAGUGGCUCUGCAGGCGGAGAAGAUGAACCAUCAUCCGGAGUGGUUCAAUGUUUAUAAUAAGGUCCAGGUCACAUUAACGACACACGACUGCGGAGGCCUGUCGAAGAAGGACAUUCGUCUCGCCAAAUUCAUCGAUAAAGUCAUUCUGACGAUGUAAUGCUUUAAAAUGGUGUCGCUUCUCUGGAUGAGUGAGUGUUUUGUGCUGAGCUCAGACUCUCAAUGAGCGCUGGACUGAUCUGGGACUUGCUGUAAAUAUAGAGGCUUAAAAAGUUUUCCCAUUAUUGUAAACAAAUCUUAAAUAAAGCACAUGAAUAUAAUUAUUAUUGUCAUUACUCCACAAGGCUGAAAAGCAUAAAAAUAACGAAUAACUCUACAAUUACAGAGUAUACAGGACACGAUAUGACCAACUAGAAAAUAGAUAAUACUAGAAAAUGACAAAGUGUGAUGAUGUGGGACUUAUUUGUGUGUGAGGAAAUUGGGUGUGAGUUGCUAUGGGCCGGAGUGGUUAAGUAACUGGACAGCGACUGGAGAAGAUGUGCUGGUCAUCACAGCCGAUGACCUUCUCAGCCGAGUGGAGCGCGAGCUGCAGUCUGGUCCUGCAGAGGGGAAGCACACUGUGAUGGAGGAGGUGAGCACACGCUCUGUAAUGGCUCAGUAAAAUCUUCUCAGGACAGGGUGAGAAAUACUGAGCUUCCUGAGCUGGUGUGAGGAUUUCUUGAGGAUGGUGGUGAUGUCAUCUCAUUUCAGUGAGUUGGUGAUGGAGAUCUCCAGGAACCUCAAAGACCCAACUUUGGACACAGCUGAGGUAUAGAUUGUCGCAGGUUGGCAGGCAGAGUGAUGCUCGCGGAAAUCAAUCAGCAGUUCAACCGUCCUGGCAGCAUUAAGCUGAAGGUUGUUAUGGACACACUUCACUUCUACAGGUAACCUCAUCGCUACAGUCGUGUCAUCCGCAAUCUUCAGUAUAUUGAUGGAUCUCUGUUGUAGUGAGAGAACACUGAGGUACUCCUGUGCUGGUUGUCAUGGGGUCUGAGAACUUCACAUAAUGUUUCCUUCCUGGCAGAAAAUUGGUGAUCCACUGAUAGGUGUUGGAGUGUAUAUUCAGCUGGAUGGGAUUGCUGUGGUGUAGCUCAGGAACAACAGUGUUGAUGAUGGUGAUCAAUGCAUAUGUGCUCAGCGUUCUCAGUUCUUGUUAUUGGUUAAAGGAACCCUGCACUUGCGAUGCUGUUUAAGCUACUGAACACAGGCAGUGUUUAUAAAACGUGUGUGUAUGUGUUUGUGUGUGUGUGUGUGUGUGUGUGUGUGUGUGUGUGUGUGAUGUGAGCACAAAUCUAAUUAUUUAUGUCUUAAACAUCUAAAUUGUGGCUGAAACCUUAAAGAAAAAUGCAGCCAACAUUGAGCUCAUCACAGAGGAAAAUGAAACGUGCAUAAAUAUAAACGCUCGCUGCCAUGAGAGAGCAUUCUGUCUGACAGCCCAUGCUUAUUUUCAUCUUAGACAUAAUUGUAAAAAGACCAAAUGUGAACUGUGUGUUCUGAUUAAAGUCCCAUUUAUCUCUGCUUUCAUUUAUGGCCUUUAUUAAUUUAAUGACAAACAGUAAUUGAUCCAGGACUCUUCUCAACUUGGGAGAAAGUAACUGGCCUAAAUGCUAAGAUGAAACAAUUGAUCCAGAAUCAGGUGGAAAAUAUUAAGAGUGUUGAAUAGUGAGUUUAGGCUUGUUGUCAUGGUUACAGGAGCAUUGGUUUAGAGAGAACUGGAUCUACAUUAAUGCUGAAAUAAGACAAUAACACACUUGUCAGCUAAACAGAGACGAGUGUUUAAUGUGGCCAUAUAUAUAAUAUAUAAUCUGACUGUGAUAUGUUAUCACUGUGUGUCGGGACUGAUAAACUACUUUACAGAAUUUACAUACUUUGUGUGUGAGAGAGAGAGAGAGACUGACUACAGAGUCAUGAUUACCAUUCAUUAUGUAUCAUUUAUUUUAAUUUUAAAUAUUAAUAGUUUCCUGCCUGAUGUUACACAGUCAUUAUUUUGAAUUCGGCUUUAGUGAUCAUCUAAAAUGCAGCAAUUUGGUAAUUGAGUGUUUCGGGUUUGUCCCAUGUGUUGUUGAGUAACUCACAGGCAUGUAAUUAUGUAUAUAGUUCUAAUUAUUUUAAUUAAUAUAUGUCCACAAUUAUGUAGUUAUAAUUAUAAGCAGAGUUAUAAUUAUGUACGUAAGUGGUUAUACGCUCAAAAAUAUAACUCAUUGGAUGAACACAAUUUCAACCCAUAAAUUUAUUCAUGCAAUGAAAUGUAAUUGAGUUGGUCUAACUUAAUUUGAUCAAAUACAUUAUAAAUUAAAUGGAUACAUUUAUAAAGUGAAAGUUUUUUAUGCUUAUUGAAAAAUGUUUUGUGGAUGGACGAGACCGAAAUAGAAUUUUUUAUUUAAAUGAGAAGCGCUAUGUUUGGAGAAAGGAAAACACUGCAUUCCAGCAUAAGAACCUUAUCCCAUCUGUGAAACAUGAUGGUGGUAGUAUCAUGGUUUGGCCAGGACGACUUGCCAUCAUUGAUGGAACAGUUAGUUCUGAAUUAUACCAGCGAAUUCUAGAUGAAAAUGUCAGGACAACUGUCAAUGAACUGAAUCUGAAGAGAAAGUGGGUCAUGCAGUGUGCCUAAACAACGAGCCUAAACACACAAGUUGUUCUAUCAAAGAAUAGUUAAAGAAGAAUAAAGUUAAUGUUUUGGAAUGGCCAAGUCAAAGUCCUGACCUUAAUCCAAUAGAAAUGUUGUGGAAGAACCUGAAGCAAGCAGUUCAUUUGAGGAAACCCACCAACAUCCCAGAGUUGAAGCUGUUCUGUACUGAGGAACGGGCUAAAAUUCCUCCAAGCCGAUGUGUAGGACUGAUCAACAGUUACCCCAAAAGUUUAUCUGCAGUUAUUGCAGCACAAGGGGCUCACACCACAUACUGAAAGCCAAGGUGCACAUACUUUUACCCCUCACAGAUAUGUUAAAUUGGAUAAUUUUCCUCAAUAAAUAAAUGACCAAGUAUAAUAUUUUUUGUCUCACCUGUUUAAUUGGGUUCUCUUUAUCUACUUUUAGAACUUGUGUGAAAAUCUGAUGAGGUUUUAAAGGUCAUAUUUAUGCAGGAAUCUAGAAAAUUCUAAAGGGUACACAAAUUGUCCAGCACUGCUGUACACGUAUGGCCUAAUGACUUGUGUAACUUGAAACAGACUAGAUUUAUCAGGUUACUCCAUGUGCUAAAUGUGCAUGGGCAAUCUGUGUAACCGCCCCUGAAACACACUGCCUAAAAUGCUGCAGAAACAAAUACCUGAUAACUAGAUGCAAUUUGCAUUCUUUACACUGCCACAUUCACAAUCCUAAAAAGAAGAAUAAAAAGUAUUAUUAGAUACCAUAUUUAACAAAUGACAUAAGUAAAUCACAUUAUUUGAUUAAAUAUGACUUACUAUCACUAGGAGGUCGUCACAUUCACUUGGUGACAUUCAUCAAACUGUGAAAGAGAAGAUUUGUAUUAGGAGUGGGAACAAGUACUUGCUUUUGUUUACAUGGUUCUAUUUUCCCCAACUCUAUAUUCACAUAAUAUAACACACUUUACACUUCUUUAAGUAAUUAAACUGAUUUCAGAUUAAUUUAAAAGGUUUAUUUGGUUUAUUUAUUGGUUUAUUUGUCUGCUCAAUAUUAAACAGGGGAUUGGAAUAGGGAGAAAACACUUAAAGCUUUUUUUUUUUUUUGCCUUUCAUGUGUAUUUAUCUGUUUUUAAUAUAUUUUACAUACUGUCCAACUGUUUUUGAAUACCUUUUAAUAUUUUUUAAAGAAAUUAAAUACUAUUGUGCUUGUGCAUGUUGAUGGUCAUUUAAAAAAAACUACAUUUAGAUCUGGUUUAUCAUGUUAGUCUGUUAACUGGUGUAUUGUACAGUAAACAGUACCACACUGGUCACAAGCACAACUGCAGAUAUAUUACUAACGUUGCACAUCAGUAUGUUUUUUUAGCAUUACUCUACAUGCAUUUAUGGAAGAGUAGAACGUAAUACAUAUUAGAUACAUUCCCCAUAAUGCAUAGAGAAAAUAAAUAAAAAAUUAAUUAGACAAAAUUUCACAGAAGACACAGAUCAAUCAUUUUAACAACUAAGGUAUUAAAUUUUAAUAUGUUGGGUAUGUGAAGUUAUAAAAUGGCGAGUAUACCACAGAACUGUCUAAGCUAAAGUGUGCAGCACUGAGGUUGAUGAGUCAAGUAUCUGUCUAGCUAGCUAGUUCUGCAAGUUGGAAAAAAGUGCUGGGACAAAAUACGAGGCAUACUUCCUUAGACUCAAACAUCUUGCCAGCCAGAAAUCAAUCUGUAUUACUAACAUUUGUUCCCUGGGCUAGCAAACUUCUGAAGUUAACUGAGUACUCCCUGACAAUGCUAAUUUGCACAUUGUGUGAGUCUGAAUUUAAGUGAAGGGACGCUUGGAACAAUUCACCUCGCUUAACUAUUUCUACACUGUUGCAUAUUUCACUCAACAUUAUGAUAUACAUAUUCUUUGACUUAAUUCUUAACUACAACAAUUCAUAUUUACCAACAAGAAGUAUCCAAAAGCAGGAUUAUCAGCCACAUUGGUCCUUGCAGAGCUAGGAUGAGAAAAUGGCGGUCACACACUGUGAGCACGAUGUCUGAUCCUGUCUUGCACAUGCGCAAAUGACACUCCCCAAAUGAAUUUAAUUUGUAUUAACCAAAUUGAAAUAAAUCUCAUAGAUGACACUAUUUAUACAUUGUUGUUGGACUAGUUAAAUGUACAUAUGUAUUACUCCUAAUUGGAUAUGUUUAAAGAAAGUGAAACAUUUUUAAUGUCAUGUCUUUUAAGGCCCUGAAUAUUUUUUUUG
Molecule: messenger RNA, 5116 nt
Organism: Ictalurus furcatus (blue catfish)
Lineage: Eukaryota; Metazoa; Chordata; Actinopteri; Siluriformes; Ictaluridae
Product: pterin-4-alpha-carbinolamine dehydratase 2-like
Exons: 4
Coding region: 11-424 (137 amino acids)
Biological process (GO): tetrahydrobiopterin biosynthetic process
Molecular function (GO): 4-alpha-hydroxytetrahydrobiopterin dehydratase activity
Source: RefSeq, a predicted model, not a curated record